Molecule: messenger RNA, 9074 nt
Organism: Lymnaea stagnalis (great pond snail)
Lineage: Eukaryota; Metazoa; Mollusca; Gastropoda; Lymnaeidae
Source: the annotation of a GenBank genome assembly
UGUCCAAUGGUGCUGGAAAAGAUGUGAUGAAUGAUGAUGAUAUCUAUUUAACACCCCCUCAGCAUGUGAGAUCAUGGAGUGAUCAGACCCCAGAUGUAUGUUUUUUUUCAUCUCCCAUUUAUUUUUAUUAUCCUUAAUUUUAAGUCUUUUUAAAAUUGUAUUUUAAAGUCUUUCUGAGGCUCUCCAAAUAUUUUGUAACAUGAUUUUUGCUGAUCUUUUACAACAAUUUUCAUGUUUCAAAUGUAUUGAAAUUAUUAUUGUGGUGCAUAUUGAAUGUGGCGUCAACCUCUGCUGUUGUAGGAUAUUCAUGUUCCAGGAUAGGGAGUGAGUCAGAUCAUUGUUAGAGGUUUUUAGGAUAUAAGAUUUUCCUGAUAUGACACAAUUCAAAGACACUUCCCAAACUGGAAAUAAGUCUGAGCAGCACAAGUCCAAGCCAUUGUUAUUGCCAAUUUCCCCACUUCACUAAUGUAUUCUCAGUGUCUUCUCUGCCUGUUCACCUUCAGAUGAUUUUUUUUUUUUAUUAUUGAUGAUCAAUUACCCAGAAAGGAUGAAAAGCUAUAUGCCUUUCAAUCAUGUUAGUCACUUAUUUGUUUUGAUCACUCCAACAAAAUCAAACUUGAAAUUUAUUUCCCAAAUUUUAUCAUUCCAACUACAAAAUAGGCCUACCAGUAGGGCUACUAUUAAAUGCUAAUAAUAAUUUGUAAAUAAGCCUCGUCAGCCGAUGGCGGUUCAUCAGUGUUGAUAAAAAUAUGUAAGUAUUGUGUAUGUAUGUUGCCAGCCCACAAUAUACUACAACAGCUGUACAAUGUACAGCUCAAGAUGUUAACUUUAACUUACAGAUGUGAUGAUAAAGAUUUUUAAACAUGUAAGAAAUACUGUUGAAAUCAAAAUGUAAAUUAAAAUUAAACACAAGUAAAGAUAGUAGCAGAUAGUAAAAUAAACUGAUACUACUUUUUAUUACAUUUUUCUGCUUUAUCAGUCAAUUUUCUUUUUACAAAUUUGUUAAUUUAAAAUACUUCCUAUUUAUAGUUACAAUUGUUCAAGGCCAAAGAAUGAUUUUUUUCUUAGUAUUGGUAAUAUAAAAUGAAUUUCUUAAAGAUAUUGAAAGCGUAAAUAACUGAACAUUUAUUUGUUUAAAUGGAAACGUCUUUUAUCAAGCAUUUCAAGUUUGCCUCUUUACCGUUAUAAUACUUGGUACUUGUGGUGAAUAAGAAAUGCAAAAUUAAAUUACAGAAGCUCAAGGCUUUUGUUGAGUUUAUAUAACAGAAGCUCAGAGAUAUUACUGUUACAGUUCAAUAUUAACAAAUUAAUUUUGUGCCACUUAAUUUACAUAAAUGGCUAGAAAAUUUGUUGUUUUUUUUUCUUCAUAAAUUUAAAUAGUCUAUUUGGGAUUCAAUCACAAAUAUUAUAAUUUCGAAUUCAUAAAAAAAAAAUUAUCUGACAAAUUCAACUGUUCAUUGCAUUAGUAUAAAAUUACACUGAAUUUGUAAUAUUUAAAAAUAUUGAACUUUAAGUUUGUAUUUUAAGAAUUUACAUCUUGCAUUUCAAAAAGAAAUUAACAUGCAUUCUAAAUCCGAUCCUAGAUAUUUUAUAAUUUUCCCUUUAUUUUAACUAGACCUAAAACGUAAUCCUUGCCAUGAAUGACUGCACCAAUGUAUACACACAUAUAUUGCACAGUUGACAAUCUUUCUCUUUCCUUUUUCUUUAAGAAUGCAUACGGUGCUCCAGCUAUGUCCAGUGCAGGAGUUUCCGACUCAUUCUUUCAGAGUUACUAUCCAUCAAACAUGACCUACCCAUUUAUGAAUCAGGGCAUUGGAGGCUCUGAAGGUCCAUGGUCAAACGGUGCUGACACAAUGUUUGGUAUGGGCUAUGACUACAGCAAUGUUUAUGGUGGCUUUGGAUUUCCUUUCAAUAACUGGGAGUAUGCAACCAGUGACUAUUGGGGCAACUCUCAAGCUGUCAGAAAAGACCAAAGGGGUUAUGCCUCUGAAGAAGCUUACUAUUCUCCUGAAAUGAUUCCGCCUGAUAGUUACGGCAUGAUUAAUGGGGCAUCGGCCCCGCCCGAACCACAGGAGCCAAUAGGGUCGGUGGAACAGGGAAUGCGCGGCAUGACCCUGGCUUCUUCAAACUCUUCAUCGAUGGAUUCGUCUGGUAGGAAAAAAAUUGUUGACAUAAGCCAACCUCCUGGUAUGUCAGAUGGCUUUGGUGGUGGGGACACUUCACAUAUGAUGCCAUCACAUUCACAAUCAGUUCAGUCUUCAUCAAUGAUGGGUGUUGGCAGCAGUGGUGGUCAAAGCCAGCCUAAGAAGUCUUCUUGGGCCGCUAUUGCAAGCCAGCCGGCAAGACCUCAGCAGCAAAUUAGACCCAGGACUAUUCCACGUGCUCCAGUCCACCCAAAUAAACCUCAUAACAUGGAUAUAGGAACUUGGGAUGGCAGGGGCAAUCCAAACAAGACAUCUGUGCCACCUUCGCAACAGCCUUCUUCUCAACCUCCACCGACUCGCCAAAGCUGGGCUAACACUUCUGCCCGCAGUAGACAAAUUCAGCCUCACUCCACCAGUGGCCCUGGUAAUGACACUGCGGUUAGCAGCAGCACAAACCUAAAUUCAAACAACAACAGCAGCAGUGUCAACAGUGGGCCUGUAAACACAGGUAGUCACAGCCCCACCUAUUCUUCAAGCUAUGGUGGUGGUACAGGAGGGGUUCCGAGCAACAGAAGUAAUACCAGUAACAAUGGUGCAACAACGAACGGUGACAAUAAUAACCAUGCUAUUGCUCCUGUUAUCUCUCAUCCAGUAUUGGACCAACUGAAAUCUUCCAACCUCUACAACCCCAAGGAGUUUAAUCUGAACCCAAAAUCUGCUCGUUUCUUUAUCAUUAAAUCUUACUCAGAGGAUGACAUCCAUCGCUCCAUCAAGUACAACAUAUGGUGCAGCACUGAACAUGGCAACAAACGUUUGGACCAGGCUUUUCGGGAACGUGAGGGCAAAGGACCCGUCUACCUCAUUUACUCAGUUAAUGGAAGUGGUCAUUUUUGUGGAAUAGCCCAAAUGAUGUCCCCAGUUGAUUACAACAAAAGUGCAGGUGUAUGGGCCCAGGACAAGUGGAAGGGUCAAUUUGCUGUAAAAUGGGUUUAUGUAAAAGAUGUUCCUAACAGUCAGCUUCGGCACAUCAGACUGGAGAACAAUGAAAACAAGCCAGUGACUAACUCGAGAGACACCCAAGAAGUACCACCUGAGAAGGGCAAGCAGGUCUUGCGCAUUGUUCACAGUUACAAGCACACCACAUCCAUUUUUGAUGACUUUACUCACUAUGAAAAGCGCCAAGAAGAGGAUGCUCACACAGCUCCUCCACGUGAGGCUCGAAAUGACACAAGAGGAGACCACCGUGGCGUAGACAGGGAUCAUCGAGGUGGAGGUGAUCGUGAUAGAGACCGUGGUGACAGGGAUCGAGGUGACCGCGACAGAGGAGAUGGUCCAGGUGGUCGAAAUCGGGUAAUAUAUUGUUAGCUUUAUAUUUUUAAAGAAAACCUUUUGAAUUAAAUAUUUAUAGUUGAGUGAAUGCAGUAAAGACUUUUCAUUACUGGGUUCUUAAUUUGAUAUAGUAUAAACCAAUGUAUAGUGGAAUUUUAGUUUUUGAUAGUUUUGGCAUCCUUUAGGACAUAUUGGUAUACUGCUGGUAGUUUUUGACAUCUGUUAGGAUUUAUUGUAUACUGUUGAUAAGUUUAAAAGAAACACAUUUCUUACUCACCAAUUUUUAAUUUUUAUUAACUUAGUCUGGGGUUUGAGUGGGGGGGGGGGGGGGAAAUGACGACGACAUUUUUAGCUGUUGUUUCUAGCUAAUUAAAUAAUUUGUAAAGAGAUAGAAGUGAAUUGGAAUAGAUAAAUUUGUCAUGUAACUAUUGUCCAAGAACGUGAAUGUUACUUAACAUGUCUUAUGGCAACAUUUUUACUAGAUUCUUUUCUAAAUUUUAUAUAUCUAUUAGUCUUUAGAGAUUUUUCAUAGCAUAUUUCUCCAAAUCAUUAUUUUUCUAUGUUAGUUUUUCUAACUUAACCGCAGAGUAUUAUGCAAAACUGGCCCUUCGGUGUGUACCAGGCUAAAAUUAUGUCUAUCUAUAAGCAUUCUUGCUAACUAAAAAUUUCACCACUUUUUGCUAUUCUCAAAAAUAUUUAUAAAGAUAAAUAAAAAUAACUAAUAAGAUUAAAUGUAAUAUAAAUAAGAAAGAUAUAUGAUCUUUUACAGUGUAUUAAUUUUCAAAAAUAUUAUUGAACUACUGGUAUCUCAUUACUUGGUAUUUAACUUUUAAAGAAACUAUGUAUUUUUGUCAAAUGAUGUUUAUGUGUUGUGACACACAAUGCUAUAAUUUUUAUGAUCUACCUUAUACAGGAUAACCGCAGAGGUGGACACGAUGUUGGAUCUAGUGGUGGUAGCCGUGGAGGACGUCAGAAUUAAAUUGCAGAGUCAGGCAUUGCCUUCCCUCCUCCCUGCAAAAAAAAAAGGCAUCAAAAAAAGCUCUACGAUUCAGCACAGGACAGCGUGUACAAUGCAUCUACUCCUCUUGAGACCUGUGCUUCUUUUUUUAAUUGCAGAGGAGCAGGCAAAGGCCUUGAGAAAUAGUACAAAUCUGUUGUGCUUUUAACAAAUUUAACAGUUAUUUUUCUCAACAUUUUUUUUCCCUUAACCGGUUUGUAGCUCUUGGUAGUAUCAGCCAAAGUUUAUAACAAUUUGAUGCAGCUUCAAAGCUGAAGUUUUUUUCUUUUUAAAACAUUAAGUAUAUCCAUAUUUCUUUAUUUUUAUUUGGUCAACUUUUAUUGGUGUUCUCUUGAGGAGGGGAGGUGACGGAGGGAAAUGAACUUUUUCUGAAGGGAUCCACCACACAUGUUACUUUCUGAUUGUCCCACAUUUAAGGAAUCUGAUUUUUUCAUAUUAUGGAUAGCUGGCAGAUUUAUUCAAAGGAAAUGGAGAAGAGCAAGGCACAUUUCACUGCUGAUAACUCAAUCGACCUGUCACAGCAGACUUGAGCUGUUUCUAUUAACUUUUUUUUAUAUACAUACAUAUAAAUAAAAGCGUUUAAAAACAAUUCUUAAGACAUAUUCCAGUUGGGCAACAACAAACUGAACAUGAACAGACAAAGGACUGCUUUUUAACUAAUUAAACACUGAUACGGUUCCAGUUUCCUAACACAUCAUGUGGACAUUUGUUUAGGGUUAGCCCCACAGACCUAGUGUUUUCUGCUCACAUGUUUUAAUUCUUAAUAUGUUUUGCUGAGAACAGUGAAGUUUGACACUAGUUAACUGUGCUUUUCAUCAUUUAUACAUAAAUAUAUAAUUUUUUAAAGCAAAAAAGAUGAUUCAGUAAAAGACAUUCUAAAGCCACUUUUUCUUGUUGGUUCUGGACUCGUAGAGGCUGGGCCAUUUGUGUGACUCCAUCGACGAUUUUCAAAGAAUGAAUUUUGGAACAUUUUCCAGGAAAUGUUCUUCUUGCCUGUGUUUUUUAAGACUACUGUGAACACUGCUGAUGAUGGCUACCACACAGACACUCUUGGGUCUAACCAAACAAAGGGGAGAAGAAUGUUGAGUCCAUGGCUAUGCUGGUUCAUCUGUAAACAAGGCAUACAACUUUUCACCACUUGCUGUCCAAACAACUGGUAUGUCAACUCAACAUGGCAGUCAUUUUAUUAGUAAAGAACGAAUCUAAUCCUUGUGAUAAUGACUAUUUUUUAAAAUUCAAAAUUUGAUUUUGUUCUGACAGCGUCAACCUUGCAACACAAUGUGCACAAAUGUCUUUUUAAAAAAAUGUCCAUUGAGUCUUUAUUUGCAUUCAUGUUCUGAAUUGUAAGUUCUAAGUAGUGGAACAAGAAAGUAACAUUGGGCUUUUUAGAACAUUUUUUAAAUCCCACAAGCAGCAGGUAGAUUAUUUGAAACUUUAAACAUUAAUUAAGCAGUGGUUCCCAAAAUGACAUCUAAAGAAACUGUCCAUUAUUCUAAAUCAAUCAAUUCGCUUUGUCUUUGUCUCUCUGUUAUGGAAGAAAUUUUCUUACUUCUGUUUUUUAUUAGUAUAUCUAUUUAUUUUGUCACAAGCCACAUACAAAUAAUAUGAUUUAAGAAAGAAUGUCUUAACACCAAUAUGAAAUUUCUAUAGGGAACCAUUGUUUGAGUACAUAUUUCCAUCUUAGCCAGCUGUCAAAUGUUUUUAAAUCAUUUUUUUCUCCAAAACUAAAAGGUUUUGGACUUUAAAAUGUUCACUGUGUUGAUUAAAAAAUGUAUGAAGCAAAUGACAGAGAACUUGAACCAUCGUACAUUUUCCUAUAAAUUUUUCUCUUGACUUCUGUAUUUGUUGAUUAUUUAAAUUUGCUCUCGUCUAGUAAUGUUGGGCUUAAAUAGUUUCCUUGCUAACUAUUAUUAUUACUAAGUGACUUUAGUCCUGGUUGGAUGGAGAAUUCAGAAAUCAUUAACAGAUCAAUCCCAGAACAUGUCUAAACUAAACUAUUUUAAGUAUACAAUAUCUCUUGAACUUGUCAUUUUUUUGUCAGUAAACACAAGUUGCUUGAUUCUGCUGGCGUGUCGGAGGACUCUUCCGUUGUUAUUGCUCUCUCUUUCCAAUAGCUGUACUAUUUUUAUUGCAAUUUUUGUUUGCAUAGUCUCAAGAAUAUUAUCAUUUUAUUAAUUGCAAAGUCCUUUUUCUACCUUUUAAAACAACCCUCUCACAUCUUUUCUUAGUGUUAAAUCCAUGGGUAGCUAAUUUUAAUAAAAAUUGGUAAUAGAAUGUUAUUUUUGAACAAGGAUUUUAAUUGUAUAGAUAUGUUACAUGUUUACUCAUCUUAGCCUUUAGUUUAGCUUGAACAUUUUAGUUUUUUCAUUAUUGAAUGGGAUGACUUUAUCUUGCAGAAAUCUGGUUGGUCAUUUUCUAAUUAUAUUUAGGUUUCCAGGUCAAAAGUUGAUUUUUUUUGUAAUCCAAUCAAGAUUCUAGAUCUAGUCUUUUUUGAAGCAAGAUCCUUUAGAGAUACAAAUGACCCCAAACUACUGGAUAUUCUCAAAGUUGCAUCUUAUGAAGAGUCAGGCUUAGAUUAUAAAACCCUGUACCAUUGAAAUAUGUCAACGGCCCCUGCUGCGCGUGGCAUUAGCUGGACUUUUACUUACCAGUAGUGAAGUUGUCAGUGUUAAUCAUUCAGUUAUGGUGGAAAUUAUUCUAGUAAUUGUUUUAACAAAGAAUGUAAUAAACCAUGAAAUAAAAUCAACAAAUUUGGUCUUGAUGUUCUUGAUGGCACAUGAAGAGCUGGAACACUUUGAUUUUAUUCCCCUUAUUUUAAGUUUUGACCAGAUGAUUUGAUGUAAAUUUUAUAUUCAAUGAUCACAAUGUAGACGAAACUUUGAUCAAGGUUUCAUGCAUCUCCCAGAUUUAUUCUUUCAUUAUUCCUUGUUUUUACUAGUACCGGUUAUACAAUAGUUACAAAGAUGGUGAUAAUGUAUAAGUCAAGAGUUUUAUGCAUUAAUGCGCUGUUCCACUCUUAUUUGUAAGUCCUUUUUUAAAAAUUUAAAACUACAAAAAAUUUAGUUGGAAUUAAAGGGAAAUAAACUUUAUACAGGAAAGAAGUUGUCUACUGAUGUGCAUGAACACUCAAAAAUAUGAAAAGCCGCUUAUCUUGAAGGCAUAAUCUUAAAAUACAUACACAUCUUAUAAAACUGUUGACUUGCCUAAAAGUUUAUAAAGAUAAAAACAUGAUUGUAGACCCAUCCUUUUCUCAUUUAGGGUGUCCAUGGUAAAUCAUUAAAAACAAAUAUUUUGGCAACAAUGAGUGGAAAAAUGAGUUGGCAGAUCAUUGCCAUACUAUCAGCAUUAUAAGAUAGCAUUGUGUUGGAACAAUCCUCUACUAAGUUGUAAGAGCAUUGUGUUGGAACAAUCCUCUACUAAGUUGUAAGAUAGCAUUGUGUUGGAACAAUCCUCUACUAAGUUGUAAGAUAGCAUUGUGUUAAAACAAUCCUCUACUAAGUUGUCCAUCCCCCCCCCCCUUCCCUGCUCUAAAGGCAGUAAGAUCAAUAGUAAUUUGAUUAAAAAUUAAUAAAAUGAUUGGAUCUGUUCAAUUGGUGUGAGCUAAAAAAAAGUAUUGGAUGUUUCUUAUCCUCUCUAUUUUUUUGUUUCCUUUUCAAAUACUUUGCUCAAACUUUUUUUCCAUAUUCUAGUAGUGUAUUACCAUUGUAAUGUCAGCAAUGAUCACUUGGCCAUGUCAUUACUUGGUGACCAGCAAAAAACAUGAAUAAAUUCUGUCAAAAGUAAGCAACAGUGCCUUGGUGAUGUGCUGAAUAAUUUAAUUGGUUUUAGUUUCAGAUUGGGUGGGCGAAAUGAAAUUGAAUAAUAGUUGUAGGUCUGUUCUAAAAAAGACAACUUCUAGUUCUGUUAUUAAAAGAAAUGGUUAGUUUUAUUAUUUUUUUCUAAACAAAAAAGGUUAUUUUACCGUGUUCUUGUUUUAACACAUGUUUUAAACUAAGAAAUUAAAACACAGGAAUCAGGCCAUGAAAAGUUUGAACAGUCCAUACUUUUUAAGAUUUUGAUAAUGCUAAAAUUUGUGUCUCUAUUACCAUUAUAGUAUCUCGCUGAAUAUCAUUUUAUUUUCAAUCACAGUAAUUCUAAUUUAACCACAGUCUUAAACCUUAACUUGAAAGCAAAUUGUAUGAUUAAAAGUAUUUUUAGUGAAGAGAUUUAAAAAAAAAAAUAGUUUAAAGAACUGUUACAGAAACAGCGAGACCUAACUGACUGAUUCCCUGUCAGACAAAUUAUUGUCAUUGUUCAUUUGAUUUUAUAAUUGUCUAUAUAUAUAUCUAUAUAUUUGUCAUGAAAUAAUAAAGGGUUUCAUUCAUUAUCUUCAUCUUGCGUGGUGGAUGUGCACGUACCAAUAAACAAUGUUCUUUUGUCUGCCUCUUGAAUUCUUCUGUUGUUGUUUUAUUUCCAUGAUUAUGGUGAUGGCUGGGAAUGUUGAUUAAAUACUCACCUGUGACAGCUGAAAUAAACCAUGGAAGCAAUAGGAAGAUUACAUUAAUGAGUAACUCAUUAAUGACUGGCUGAAUGGAAUUGGGAGC